GUUAAUGUUACACUCAUCAACAAGAAGAGCUGGAGACCAGAACAGGCGGUGGUGUUGUUCAGCUCAGUGGCCAGCGCCAGUGACAACACAGAAGAGCUGUCGGAAUCGAUACUACAGGGAUUCACCUGCAGCUCGGUUCAGAAACUACCAUGGUCAAAAGUCACACAGCUGGUGAGAGCCUGCAGACCACGUGCUGGCAGGAACAAGGUCUUCCUGAAAGAGCCUCAGCUGACCUGCAUGUACAACUACAUGAAAUACGAUUCAUCUCUGAACUUCACUGAUUUACCUGCUGACAUGCUUCUCUACUACAGCUAUGAGAAGGUCCAGAAGGUGAACUGCAGGUCAUAUUUCAGUGCUGUGGGUGGAGCAGAUUUCUCAGUUCUUUCCAGCGUCCUCAACAGACAGUCCAUCUUGUUUCAGAAUGCACAGAACUGCCUGGGUAUAUCUGGUGUGAGUCUGAACAGCACUCAGGUGGAGGUUCUGGGUAACAUGGCCUGCACACUGGACUCCACCUACAUCCAGAACUCUGACCCACUCAUCCUGGAGAAACUGAAGAACUGUGGAGAUCUUUCUGACUCUCAGGUCACCGCCAUACAGACGCUGCUCUACACUGGCAACACUACUUAUGGUAAUCGCUCAUCAUGGAAUCUGGACACUCUGAACAAGCUGGGCAUCCUGCCCCUCUACCUCAAACAAGCUUUCUGGACCAAUUUUGACUCUACUACAAAGAAAACAUUUUUGAAGACAUUCAUUCCAUCCCUGAAGAAGCAGAAGAUCCAGAUAUCGAAGCUCCGGAGAUUCUUUACAGAAUCCACUGUAAAUGUCAAAGUAGGAACACGUACAAAAACAGUAUGUGCUACAGAUAACAACAUCACAGAGGCAACAAUCGCAGAUCCCUCAUUUCCUGCUGGCUACGACUCCACUCAGUUUGACGCAUGCUUGGACAACGCAUUCCUGAAAGAUAACCUGGCAGCCAUCACUGAGAAAGUGGUGGACACUGGCUUCCUGACAAUCAUUCUGAACAAACUAAACCAGCUCUACGCAUCAGGCCUUCCAGAAAGUGUGGUACAGCUACUGAGUGCUGUGUCUCGUGUGGCCACUGUUAGUGACAUCAGCAAGUGGAACAUCACCGCAAUCGACACGCUGUCCUUUCUGAUGGUCUCUGAUAAUGGAGCCUGGACCUCAGAGCAGAGUAAAGCUGUGAUUACAAGGUAUCUCAGCGUGGCUGGAAACAUUCUGGGAACUGCUGAACUGAAUGCGAUCGGCUCCUACCUCUGUUCUUUGGAUCUCAAUGUUCUCAAAACCGUCACUGCUGACAGCCUGAAGAAAGCAAACUCUGUGAAUGUAUCGUCGUGUUCCAUCGAUCAGAAAUCAGCUCUGUACAGCAUCGCCAACUCCUCAUUCAGCACUCAACGCAGUGAACCCACAGCGUUCUACCAGCUCAUCAGCUCUUACCUGGGUGGAGCUCCUGUGGAAGACAUACGAGCUCUAUCUGCUCAGAACAUCAGCAUGGACAUCAACACCUUCAUGAGUCUGAGCCCUGCUGUGCUCACGACCCUGAGUGUCAACACAGUGCGCAGUCUUCUGGGAAUGAAUCUGGACAGCCUGAAGCUGUUUGAGAACACCACAGCAGUUCGGUCGUGGACGGAUCAGCAAUACAAGUCUGAACUGGCGACCCUGAACAUCGGACUGGUGGGAGGCAAAGACGAUCCCGUCAGCUCUACAACUAAUGUUACAGUGCCACCGACUAACACCUCCACCACUCAGACCAACUACACAGUCAAUGCCACAACACAAAGUUCAGCUGUUGUACAUCGUGGUUCAGGACUGUGGCUCAUCUCUCUGUGUGUAGGACUUCUGACCAUCACACUGCACACACUGCAAUAACCAUCUACCCAUCUAACUAUCACACUGUCACCAACACGUACACACAAAAUACAGCUUCAGAGCUUUAUUACUCUUCUCACGCUAUAAUCACAUUCAUAGUUCAGUUACCAUGUUUCUGUUAUGUGAGUAUUAAUACAUUGCACUGUAUUUUAACUUAAUAGCAAA
Messenger RNA from Pygocentrus nattereri (red-bellied piranha), 2052 nucleotides. RefSeq names its product mesothelin-like protein. Gene Ontology annotation, cellular component: cell surface. The annotation marks the transcript as partial. The transcript is spliced from 15 exons. Lineage: Eukaryota; Metazoa; Chordata; Actinopteri; Characiformes; Serrasalmidae. The record is from RefSeq and is a predicted model, not a curated record. Gene Ontology annotation, biological process: cell-matrix adhesion.